Molecule: messenger RNA, 1560 nt
Organism: Nezara viridula (southern green stink bug)
Lineage: Eukaryota; Metazoa; Arthropoda; Insecta; Hemiptera; Pentatomidae
Source: the annotation of a GenBank genome assembly
AUGGCUGAACUAAAUCUUGAAAUACGAGCUAUUUUGCUCCAUUAUUUUAAAAGUGGUUAUAAAGCCACAAAUGCUGUUCGGGAAAUUAAUAAAAUGAUGGGAGAGAAGUCAGUUUCUGAACGGGCAGGGCAAGUAUGGUUCAAAAAAUUUAGAGAUGGUGACAUGAGCCUUGAAAGUAAGUCUCGUUCAGGGCGCCCACGUUCCUUGGAUUCUGCAGUUGUGUUAGCAGCUGCAGAAGUAAAUCCUAGUACCAGUUCCAGAAAACUUUCGGCUGCGUUGGGUGUUUCCCAUACAACCAUAAACAACAUUCUACGAGCUGGCUGCAUGGUUCCUGGAAGCUGGAAUACUGAUGCCAGUAAUGUGGAGGAAGAUAUUUAUGAACAAUCGGUGAUAACUGAUGAAGAGGAGAUUAUUUUGAAUAACUCCAUGGAAGCUGAAGUGCUGUUAGAUGUUGACGAGACUAAAGACCUGAAAUAUACCAGUAAUGAGGAAGAUGAUAUUUCUGAAAAAUCUGUAAUAGCUGAUGAGGAUGAGAUUGUUUCUAAUCAACCAAAAAUAGAAGCUGAUAUCGUGAUGGAGGUUGAUGAGACUAAAGAUAUACAAUGUGCUGAUUAUGAGGAAGAAGAUGUUUAUCAACAUGGAGUGAUGACAGAUGAUGAUGGGCUGAAGAAAAAUUACCAAUGUCCAUACUGUGAUCAUAAAACUGGAUUCCCCACAAAUUUAAAGAAUCAUAUAAUGGCCAUUCAUACUAAAGAAAAGCCUCAUAAAUGCCCUCAUUGUGACUAUAGUUCUGUUAGGCCUGGAAACUUGAAAGCACAUGUAAUGUCUUUUCAUACUAAGGAGAAGCCUCUUCAGUGUUCUUUUUGUAGUUAUAGAGCUGUUAUCGCUAACACAUUGAAAAAACAUAUAGCAUCAGUACAUUCCAGUAAAACACACCAGUGUCCCCAUUGUGAGUAUAGCGCUGUUAGAAACGAGUAUUUAAAGAGACACAUAAUGUCCCUUCAUUCAGGAGAAAAACCUCAUAAAUGCCCUGAUUGUUGUUACAGUACCGAUAGGCCAGGUUAUUUAGAAAGGCAUAUCAUGUCCAAACAUACAAAGCAAAAGGAGCAUAAGUGUCCGCAUUGUGACUAUUGUUCUGCAAGACCUGAAAAUUUAAGCGAACAUCUAAUGAAUCAGCAUACAAGCGAAAAGCCUUACCAGUGUUCUCAUUGUGACUAUAGAGCCAUUUCACUUAAAAUUUUGAAACGACACAUUAUGACAUGCCAUACAGCAGAAAAACAAUAUCACUGCCCUCAUUGUGAUUACAGUGCAGCUAGAUCAGAUUACAUAAAGACACACUUACAGACGCAACAUUCUAAAGAAAAGCCAUUCAAAUGUCCAAGCUGUGAUUAUAGAGCUUUUAGACCUGAAUAUGUAAAAACACACUUACGAACUGUGCAUACUAAAGAAAAACCUCACAAAUGUCCAUACUGUGAUUAUGGAACGAUUUUCACAAGAAAUCUAAAAAAACAUAUCAAUGCUAGGCAUCAGGAAGAGAAGUCGUUGGAAGAGGUGAGGUGA